UCAGGGUUUUGGUAUUGCAGAAACUUCAAAAGAGGAUGGCGAGGGGUGUAGCGACUCAGGACGGCGGCAGAUCCAGAUGGCGGCAAGGGCACAACUGGAGGAGAGGAGAUUCUAGGAAUAGGACUCAGGGACAGGUAGAAUCGUUCUUCAUUUACAACUUCCCAGAGGAAUGGGAUGCGAAGGCUUUGUGGUACCAGUAUCAGAAAUAUGGAAAGGUUGUUGAUGUGUUUAUACCAAGUAAGAGAGAUAGAUGGGGGAAACGGUUUGGUUUUGUCCGAAUGCAAGGAGUGCAAGAUGUUAAGCAACUCGAAGAGAGACUGAAUAGGAUAUGGAUCGGGUCCUAUAAGCUGAGGGCAAGAGUGGCAUCUUCCAGGAGGCAGCGAGAGAUAGGAAGGCAGAGGAAUGCGGGGAAGAAGACUGGGACUGACAGGGUACAGAGAAGUUUUGAGCAUCGAAGAAGUGCUAGGCUGAAAGAGGGCAUCAGAGAGCAGCGUUUUGUACAACCAGGUUUGUCAUACGUUCAGGCGGUAAUGGGGAAUUCAAGGAAACAUGGUGCUCUGGUCCUGAAUAAACAAGCAGAAAAGAAGGAGAAAUCUGCAGCUAUGGAUAGAAUAUCUAUCAUUCAGAGGAAGUCUGCGAGUCUUAAGGGGAAAAGCUCCGAGGAAAAGGAGGGAGCGGUGAACUCGGGUUUCAACAGGGAGGAAAUCAUUGAUUUCUGCCCAUUGAAAGAGGAGAAUGAAUGGUUGCAGGGGAGCAUGGUAGUAGUGGUUAAGUCCAUGUCAAUGAUCUCUAUUAUCCAAGAGAGAUUGGAUGUGGAUGGGGGGUUGAUAAAUAUAUCACCAUUGGGAGGGAGAACCAUACUAUUAACGGAGAGAUUGGCGGGGUAUUUGAAGGAAUAUGUGAUACAACACAAAGAGUUAUUUGAGCUCUGUCCCCUUAAAAGCUUGGAGUGAAAGAUGUUUUGAGAUGAUAGCAGCUUU
Messenger RNA from Rubroshorea leprosula, 980 nucleotides. NCBI's taxonomy places the organism in Eukaryota, Viridiplantae, Streptophyta, Magnoliopsida, Malvales, Dipterocarpaceae. The record is from the annotation of a GenBank genome assembly.